Messenger RNA from Drosophila albomicans, 487 nucleotides. RefSeq lists its product as uncharacterized. Bases 44 to 403 code for a protein of 119 amino acids. The transcript has 2 exons. Gene Ontology annotation, molecular function: odorant binding. Lineage: Eukaryota; Metazoa; Arthropoda; Insecta; Diptera; Drosophilidae. The record is from RefSeq and is a predicted model, not a curated record.
UUUUCAUCAGUUCAACUUGAACAGUUUGUUUAACUAUUUCGCAAUGCAGAUCGGUUUAUUACUAUCCCUAUUCCUGGCUGUGCUUUGCAUAUGUCAUGGCGAAGACGUAAUUGAAAAAUGUCAAGAAGAACAUAACGUAACUGAUGCUGAACUGGAUUCCUUUCCAAAAGAUACACCCGUCGAAAGUUAUCCACUCAAGAUUAAGUGUUAUGCCAAGUGCACCAUAGCUCAUCUCUUAGGAGAUGAUGGCAAACUUGUCCCGGAACGUGUUUAUGAAGAGAAUAAAGGUUUGGAGUGCAAGGAACGUUAUGACAACUACGUUAUCAAUAAUGAGGAGGAGUCAUGCGAUUAUGCUAUUAAAAUUCUGGAGUGCUUGCAUAAAUUAAAUACUAGAAUCGAUUAGUGGAAACUCUAUACAUAUUUUUGCUUUCAAUAAUUUUUCUAGCAAUUUAAUUGAAAUAAAGCGCUUUAUGUGAUUAAAUUGUCA